AUGGGCGCUGCAAGGGCCACUCGUCUGUGGACGGUACCUCCCGCUGCCCUAGCUGCAUACACUGCGGGGGAAUGGUCUCAGCCCAGACAAUCAAGAGCUCAAUCCACUAAUUCUCGAGCACGACACAACAAUGAUCCGGAGUCCAGCAACUUCAAUGCGGGCUCAUAUGGGGUUGGCGCGGACGGCAAGGACGAUGGAUCCAUCUGGAACAACAUCGGCCGCAAGCUCGAUGGGGUUAAGCAAACUGUUGGCUCCGGCGAGUGGGUAGAUACUGGACGCGCUUUCUACCGGCUACCGUUCAAAAGCUUCAGCGAGAGCUCUCCUUGUCACCCGGCUCAUUGGCAAACGAUAUCUGGAGGGGAGGCACAGGACCCCGACAUCAACCCUGAGAUUCUCCGCGACGCCGAAGUACGGGUAAGUGGGGAUCUCUGCGAUGAAGAGCAGGAGUUUAGACAGCAGCGACAACGGAAGGUUGUCAAAGCAUUGUCAUCCUACCUCAACAUACCUGAGGAGGACAUCCACCCCGAAGAUGUACCGGUCAUUGCGAUGUGCGGCUCGGGAGGUGGCCUGCGUGCUCUAGUUGCAGGUACCGGAUCGUACCUGGCAGCACAGGAAGCAGGGCUGUGGGACUGUAUUACCUACACAGCUGGUGUCAGUGGCAGCUGCUGGCUGCAGACCCUCUAUCAUUCGUCCAUUGCGCAGCGAAACUUCGACAAACUUGUCGACCAUUUGAAGAAUCGUCUUGGUGUUUAUAUUGCAUUCCCACCGGCAGCUCUCGACCUCCUCACUACUGCUCCGACAAACAAAUACCUUCUCAGUGGUUUUGUGGAAAAGCUGAAAGGCGACCCGGGAGCGGACUUUGGGUUGGUGGAUAUUUACGGGUUGCUGCUUGCAGCGAGACUCCUGGUCCCGCGAGGAGAACUCGGAGUCUCCGAUAUGGAUUUCAAGUUGUCGAACCAGCGAGUUAAUUUGAUGAAUGGGGCUCAUCCCCUUCCUAUCUACACGGCGGUGCGACAUGAGAUUCCUGUCGAGGCCCUCGAGCACUCAAACGACAAGACCAAGAAGCAUCAAACGCCUGAACAGGUAGUGAAAGAGUCACGGAAUGAAGCAUGGUUCCAGUGGUUUGAGUUUACUCCGUAUGAAUUCUUUUGUGAAGAACUCAAUGCCGGUAUUCCUACCUGGGCUUUGGGACGUCACUUCAACGCAGGCCGCUCUGAGGUUUCCGCUGAAAACCUUCCCAUCCCAGAGGUGAGAAUCCCCGGGCUCAUGGGUGUUUGGGGUAGCGCUUUCUGUGCGACUUUGUCCCACUAUUACAAGGAGAUUCGGCCUCUGGUCAGAGGUCUGGCUGGAUUUGGUGGAAUCGAUUCUCUCAUCCAAGGCAAGAAUCAAGAUUUGAUCAAGGUGCAUCCCAUUGACCCUGCGGGUAUACCUAACUACGUCAUGGGCAUGAAAGACCAGCUACCCGACUCCUGUCCAGACUCGAUCUUCCGAAAUGACCAUUUGCGUCUCAUGGAUGCGGGAAUGAGUAACAACCUGCCAAUCUACCCACUCAUUCGACCUGGGCGCGAUGUUGACAUAAUUGUCGCAUUUGAUGCGUCUGCAGACGUCAAACAGGAGAACUGGCUUUCUGUGGUCGAUGGAUACGCCAGACAACGUGGUAUCAAGGGCUGGCCCAUUGGCGCCGGAUGGCCUAAAAAUUCGAGCCUCAAGGAUACCGAGAAUGCCCUGCGUGAGCCAGAGAACAUCACCGAGGAACAAUUAACAGAGAAACUCGCCGACGCCAAGAACAACUCUGGAAACCAGCCCACUGGUCAAAAGCCCAAGUCUAGCACAGAUCUGGGUUAUUGCAACGUUUGGGUCGGCACCACAGAAGAGAGAACCUCGAAUGACGAACCUCCACCAUCCAAACGUCUCUUCGAUUCUUCCCACAACGAAGACCAUUCUGAAUCCGAGUUCCACCUGAUGCGCCCAGAUGCCGGUAUCGCGGUUAUCUACUUCCCUCUGAUCCCCAAUCCUUCCGCACCAGACACCCCUCCCAAACCUAAAGUGCGUCCGCGUGCAGCUGUUCAGUCCAUGCGACAGGAUAAUUCUCAAACUAAAGACCCGGAACUGCCUCUCGCCCCACAGCCCAACUCGAUCGACCCCGAGAUUGAUGAUUUCCUAUCUACUUGGAACUUCAUCUACACGCCUGAACAGAUUGAUUCAGUCGUUGGUCUUGCAAAGGCAAACUUCUCUGAGGGUGAAGAGCAGACUCGUCGUGUUGUUCGCGCUGUCUAUGAGCGCAAGAAAUCCGAUCGACUGCAGAAGGAGGCCGCAGAGCAUCGGAAGAAGAUGGAAGGCUUUGUGCCGCUAUAA
Penicillium crustosum is the source of this 2355-nucleotide messenger RNA. Its product is annotated as putative phospholipase A2 (PlaA). The transcript has 2 exons. Gene Ontology annotation, cellular component: cytosol. The record is from RefSeq and is a predicted model, not a curated record. Lineage: Eukaryota; Fungi; Ascomycota; Eurotiomycetes; Eurotiales; Aspergillaceae. Gene Ontology annotation, biological process: glycerophospholipid catabolic process. Gene Ontology annotation, molecular function: A2-type glycerophospholipase activity. The coding region runs from base 1 to 2355 and encodes 784 amino acids.